Molecule: messenger RNA, 2969 nt
Organism: Rattus rattus (black rat)
Lineage: Eukaryota; Metazoa; Chordata; Mammalia; Rodentia; Muridae
Gene: Tnni3k
Product: TNNI3 interacting kinase
Exons: 25
Coding region: 38-2545 (835 amino acids)
Biological process (GO): regulation of transcription by RNA polymerase II; protein phosphorylation
Cellular component (GO): nucleus
Molecular function (GO): RNA polymerase II-specific DNA-binding transcription factor binding; protein kinase activity; ATP binding
Source: RefSeq, a predicted model, not a curated record
GGCAGCAGCACAGGAGAAAAGCAAAGACUUCUUUAAAAUGGGGAAUUACAAAUCCAGACCAACACAGACUUGUUCUGAUGAAUGGAAGAAGAAAGUUAGUGAAUCUUAUGCUAUUAUCAUAGAAAGGCUGGAAGAUGACCUGCAAAUCAAAGAAAAUGAAUUUCAAGAACUAAGGCACAUCUUUGGCUCCGAUGAAGCCUUCAGUGAAGUCAGUUUAAAUUACCGCACAGAGCGUGGCCUGUCCCUGCUACACCUCUGCUGUGUCUGUGGCGGCAACAAGUCACAUAUCCGUGCCCUUAUGUUAAAAGGGCUCCGUCCUUCCAGACUGACGAGAAACGGGUUUCCAGCUCUGCACCUGGCCGUUUAUAAGGACAGCCCGGAACUUAUCACUUCACUGUUGCACAGCGGAGCAGAUGUUCAGCAAGCGGGAUACGGUGGCCUCACAGCCCUCCACAUAGCUGCAGUAGCUGGGCACCCAGAGGCUGCAGAAGUGCUGCUGCAACAUGGGGCCAACGUGAAUGUUCAAGAUGCCGUCUUCUUCACCCCACUGCACAUUGCAGCCUACUAUGGGCAUGAGCAGGUAACCAGUGUCCUUUUGAAGUUUGGUGCUGAUGUCAAUGUAAGUGGUGAAGUUGGGGACAGGCCUCUGCACCUGGCCUCUGCAAAGGGCUUCUUCAACAUUGUGAAACUCCUGGUAGAAGAAGGGAGCAAAGCAGAUGUGAACGCUCAGGACAAUGAAGACCACGUCCCUCUACACUUCUGUUCUCGAUUUGGACACCACAAUAUAGUGAGCUACCUGCUCCAGAGUGACUUAGAGGUCCAGCCUCACGUCAUUAACAUCUAUGGUGACACUCCUUUGCACCUGGCAUGCUACAAUGGAAAUUUUGAAGUUGCCAAGGAAAUUGUCCAGGUAACAGGAACUGAAAGCCUGACUAAGGAAAACAUCUUCAGCGAGACAGCUUUUCACAGUGCUUGUACCUAUGGCAAGAACAUUGACCUGGUCAAAUUUCUUCUUGAUCAGAAUGCUGUGAACAUUAACCACCGAGGAAGAGAUGGGCACACAGGAUUGCACUCUGCUUGCUAUCAUGGCCAUAUCCGCCUGGUUCAGUUCCUACUUGAUAAUGGUGCAGAUAUGAAUCUAGUCGCUUGUGAUCCCAGCAGGUCUAGUGGUGAAAAAGAUGAGCAGACAUGUUUGAUGUGGGCUUAUGAGAAAGGACAUGAUGCCAUUGUUACACUCCUGAAGCACUACAAGAGACCCCAGGAGGAGCUGCCAUGUAAUGAAUAUUCCCAGCCUGGAGGAGAUGGCUCCUAUGUGUGUGUUCCUUCCCCCUUGGGCAAGAUUAAAAGCAUGACAAAAGAGAAGGCAGAUGUUCUCCUCCUGAGGGCUGAGCUACCCUCCCGCUUUCAUCUGCAACUCUCCGAAAUCGAGUUCCACGAGAUUAUCGGCUCGGGUUCCUUUGGGAAAGUCUAUAAAGGGCGAUGCAGAAAUAAAAUAGUGGCGAUCAAACGAUACCGAGCCAACACCUACUGCUCCAAGUCAGACGUGGAUAUGUUUUGCCGAGAGGUGUCCAUUCUCUGCCAGCUCAACCACCCCUGCGUGGUUCAGUUUGUGGGCGCCUGCCUGGAUGACCCCAGUCAGUUUGCCAUUGUCACUCAGUACAUUUCAGGAGGCUCCCUGUUCUCCCUGCUUCAUGAACAGAAGAGAAUUCUUGACUUGCAGUCUAAAUUAAUCAUUGCGGUAGACGUUGCCAAGGGCAUGGAGUACCUGCACAGCUUGACCCAGCCAAUCAUACACCGCGACCUGAACAGCCACAAUAUUCUGCUCUAUGAGGAUGGCCAUGCUGUGGUGGCAGAUUUUGGAGAAUCAAGAUUUCUGCAGUCCCUGGAUGAAGACAACAUGACGAAGCAGCCAGGGAACCUGCGCUGGAUGGCCCCCGAGGUGUUCACACAGUGCACGCGAUACACCAUCAAGGCUGAUGUCUUCAGUUACUCCCUGUGUCUGUGGGAGCUCCUCACUGGAGAAAUUCCAUUCGCUCAUCUCAAGCCAGCCGCUGCAGCAGCAGAUAUGGCGUACCACCACAUCAGACCUCCCAUCGGCUAUUCCAUCCCCAAGCCCAUCUCAUCCCUGCUGAUACGGGGCUGGAAUGCAUGUCCUGAAGGACGACCAGAGUUCUCUGAAGUCGUUAGCAAACUGGAGGAGUGCCUAUGCAAUGUGGAGCUCAUGUCUCCAGCAUCAAGUAACAGCAGUGGCUCUCUGUCACCUUCCUCUUCUUCCGAUUGCCUGCUGAGCCGGGGAGGGCCUGGCCGGAGCCAUGUGGCAGCCUUACGGAGCCGUUUUGAGUUGGAGUAUGCUCUGAAUGCAAGGUCCUACGCUGGGUGGUCCCAAAGUGUCGGAACACACUCUAAUCCGGGCCUGUCUUUGGAGGAGAUGAAUAGGGGCACCCAGUAUUCAACUGUUGACAAAUACGGCUAUGUGUCUGAUCCCAUGAGCCUGACGCACCUUCACUCCCGCCAGGACGACGGCAACUUUGAGGACAGCAACUGACAGGUCUGGCAUACACCUAAGGGGCGUCUCCCCAUCAGGCUGACGCAGUGAUUUUACCCACGGCAGGCUUGCUUCCAAUUAUAACGCCCUGCCCUCUGAGGUUUCUUCAAAUCAUCUUGCUUAUUCUAAGCUCGUUUAAUUCCCUUCUACAGGACAGCCUUUGAAUUGUGCCAAGCCUGAAGUGUCAAAGAACAGAUACAGAAUGUGUAUGAGCAAUUGUUUGAUAUUUAAAGCCCUUAAUUGCCUGGGGGUGGGGUUCAAGUCUGUGUAGAUGCCUAGGUUGACCCUUAUGUAUUCCUAGACCAAACUGUGUGGGCUUGCGUUUGAGGGUCUCCUGUUGGGUUUCUUAAAAAACAAGCUGGCUGACUUAUCUCCUGUUGCCUCUGGUGUUCCUUCUGUGAUUAAAGACUCUUUGGUGGUCUAG